AUGUCCGAAUUCUCUUCCGACCCGACGGCGAUAGUGGAGCAGCUGCAGACUCUUACAGAUAUCGAAGGUGAUCUGGCAGAUACAGCUUUGGCAGUAGUUGAACAGAAGCAGGAGCACGAGCAGGAGCACGAGCAAUCCGCAGAAACACCAUCACAACCUCAAGAAGAAUCCGCUGGUCCAGGGGCAGAUACCAACUCAUCUUCUGCUGAGGCUGAGAAAGCUCUAUUGGAGAAUGCAGAUGCCAUCGAAGAUGUUUUAGAAGCAUCGAUACCGCCUGCACCCAUCCAUGAAGAAACCAUUUCCGACUCUACCACACAACCUAUCGAUAACACACCAGCAGUUUCAGAUAUACCUCAAGUCGCAACUCAAUCUCAGGGAGCAGCAUCAGAAGCAGUACAAUUACUCAAUGCAGUAGAAGCAGAUUUGAACAACCCAGUCUUACCUGAAACGAUCAUUCCUCCAGCACAUGAUACGAUAAUCGAAACCGCCAAUGAGGAAGAUACUGGUAAAAUCAUCAUUGAUGUGGAACAACCUACUAUGGAGAACGUGGUAGAAGCAGCCACAAAUCCGGAAAAUGAUUCAUCGACACCUGGCAAGGAAGAAACUCCAGGUGCUGAAGGGAAUAUAGCACCUCAGCCUACUCCUGCAGUUGCAGAUCCAAGAAUUAAGCAAGAACCUAUCAGUACUAUCCCUUCUGCACUUCCCGCCUUGCCUCAAAUACAGUCAAAUGUAGUCAAACCUGCAUCACCGGAAGUACCCCUACCUGAAGGUCUCACAGAGACUUCAUCGAGUGUGGUGAAUAACAGAGAUUUGAUAUAUUCAUGGCGUCAAGAUCCCAAGAAUUCCCUGCUACUCUUAGCCUUAUUCAACUGGGCUAUCCAAAGAACCGAGAUAUCAGAUGCAAGAGCGUGGUAUAACGCUUUAGCAGUUGAUAAUCCAACAGCAGUUGAGCCUCUCCUUGCCUUGAUCAACCUUGAAUUGGCAUUAUCAAACUUCGCUCAAGUAGAACCUUUGUUCGCAAAAGCUUUGAAAGGUCCUUCGGGAGGUAUCACCGCUGCGGCUGAUGUCAGCAUUUGGAAGGCAUAUCUUCAUUACAUCCGACGACAGAACCCAAUUGUCGAUAGUGCACCCAAUGCCGAGGCUGUUAGGGAAACAAUCACCAAGGCGUACGAGUUUGCCUUGAAGGAGUGCGGAUACGAUAGGGAGAGUGGUGAGAUCUGGGAAGAGUAUAUUAAAUUCGUAUCUGAGGGUCCCGCCAAGAAUCAAUGGGAAAUUCAAGCUCAGCAAGAUAGUCUCCGAAAAUUAUACCAACGAGCCGUCUGUAUCCCCUUGAACAAUUUAGAGACACUAUGGAAAUCAUACGACACAUUCGAAUCAUCCGUCAACAAAGCUACAUCUAAGAAAUUCUUAGCUGAACGAUCACCUGCGUACAUGACUGCUCGAACUGCUUUGAGAGAAUUGAAAACUUUGACUGAACAUUUGCCUAAACCCAUCUUACCCCCUCAACCCACUUUCAACGAAUCUGAUCGAGCGACUGUGUUAGGAUGGAAGAAUUAUCUGAAAUGGGAAGAAGGCAAUCCUCUGGUGAUUGACGAUGAGAAUGUACUAAAUGCCAGAAUAGGAUAUGCCUUGAGAAAAUGUUUGAGUGAGAUGAGACAUUUCCCAGAACUAUGGCACUACGCUGCUACUUACUAUCUGAAGCAAGGUCAGAAGGAAGAGGCUACAGAAAUCCUCAGAGCAGGUGUGCAAGCAUGUCCGAAGAGCUUCUUGCUCACAUUCGCUCUGACCGAGCUCCUUGAAGAUCUAUCUCAAUUCACUGCCGUGCAUGAGCUAUAUCAAAACUUCUUAUCUUCACUCUCACCCGAAAUUAACGAUCUGAAGAAAGUGAUCGAAAGGGAAGUGGAGAUGGCCAAAGGACCUGAGAUACCGCCUGUAGCUGGAGGAGAUGUCACGAUGGAUGGUGAUGGUCUAUCAGAGUAUCAGAGGAUGGUGGAAGAACGUGAAAAUAGAGGUAAAUUGGUUGAGGAGAGACGUGGAAAACAGUUACAAGAGUUAUCAAGGGGAAUCAACGUUGGUUGGAUUAUGUAUAUGAGAUUCGCCAGACGUGCUGAAGGUAUCAAAGCUGCUAGAGCAGUAUUUGGUAGAGCUAGAAAAUCACCUUAUUUGACAUGGCACAUAUUCGAAGCAUCAGCAAUGAUGGAGUACCACUCGAACAAGGAUUCAGCGGUUGCUAUCAGGAUAUUCGAGCUUGGUCUAAAACUCUUCAGUGAUGAGGUCGAUUAUGUCAUCAAGUACCUUCAGUUCUUGUUGAGUAUCAAUGACGACACCAAUGCUCGAGCCUUAUUCGAACGAUCUGCCAUCAAGAUCCCCUCCAGCUCCUCAAGAUCGCUAUGGGACGUAUGGGCGCGAUACGAAUAUCUCUACGGCGACUUAUCGGCCGUCCACAAGCUCGAGACGCGUUUCGCCGAGGUCUUCCCCAACGAUUCGCCUUUGAAGAGAUUCGCUCAGAGAUAUACAUACAACGGUAUCGACCAAAUCGCAUUAAGGGAUUUAGGAUUUUCUGCGUCGGCUAGACCACCGGUUCUGGCGCAAGCUAAUGUACCGUUACCAACUGCCUCUUUGACACCUGUCUUACCACCACCACCAAUCGCUGCAGCGGUCGUACCACCCAUUGGCGGACCGAGUCAUUCACCCUCAGGGGUUUAUAAACGACCAUUACCCGAUGGUGGAUCACCCAGACGGGGAUCUAUUGAUAGAUCGCCAAAGAGGUACAAAGCCCAUUCACCACCUCCUCCACCACGGAGAUAUCCCGAUCGAGAAAGAGAACGAGAGAGGGAUUUCCCUCCUAGGGAUAACAGAGACAGGGAUAGGAAUGUUAGUGGGGGAAGAUACAAUGCACCACCCCUAACUAAUGGUAGAGACAGAUCACCAUUUACUUCUACCGCACCCCCACCCCCACCUCCUGGUCAAAUGGGUUCAAGAGGUCCCCCGCCUCCCGCUGGAUAUGCAUUGGAUAAAGAUAGGAGUGGGAUGGGUAAACCUCUGGUAUGGUUCAUUGGGAAUCUACCUUCUGCAAGGGCUUUUGAUGGACCGAUAUUUAGACCUGAUGAUAUAAUUGGUUUGUUCAAUAACAUCGCUCCUUCAGGUCUUGGUAUUCCAGGAGGUGCUGGAAUAGGAGCAGGCCCUGGGCCAGCGCCUGGUCCAGGUGGUCCACCACCCCUUCCACCACAAGGUGGUAGAGGAGGAUAUGCGGAUCCUGAUAGGAGGUAUGGUGGUUUACCUCCCAUGAGAGGUGGGAGAUACUAA
Messenger RNA from Kwoniella botswanensis, 3306 nucleotides. RefSeq lists its product as uncharacterized. Gene Ontology annotation, biological process: mRNA 3'-end processing. Gene Ontology annotation, cellular component: nucleus. The record is from RefSeq and is a predicted model, not a curated record. The transcript has 13 exons. The coding region runs from base 1 to 3306 and encodes 1101 amino acids. Lineage: Eukaryota; Fungi; Basidiomycota; Tremellomycetes; Tremellales; Cryptococcaceae. Gene Ontology annotation, molecular function: protein binding; mRNA binding.